AUGGGUUCCAAAUUGUCUAAGGCUGUGCGGCGGCCGCGCCGCGCAGAGUCCUUCAAUACCAUGAGCAACAGUGCUCCAGCUCCACAUUCACCUGCCGACCAAACCAUAAAUGCGAAAUCCCGUACAGAUCAAGUUUGCCAAGAUUUGAGCGUUGUCGCCGCUAAGGACGCGAUUGUUGUUCUUCCUACACCCAGCAUUACUUCUCCCGCCGACAAACUAUCCGCCACAGCAUCUGGCCAAGUGGCAAUCGAAAUGGAGCACGAAAACACUCAAGCUCCAGACAGUGCUCCAAGUGUAGAAGUAAAAAAUGACCAAGCACUGCAACAAGAUGAAGGUAGUAAUGAUCCACCUCACUCUCCCUCUGCCACUCCCAAUCCCAUCCCCAAGGCCGAAGCCAGUGUCAAGAUAGUGUCUUGCAUAAUUUGUUGUGACCCGUUCCCGGAUACGGACGAUACGAUCGUCCGUCCUUGCAGGACCAACUGUACAUACUGCGUAGAGUGCCUCAGGCAUUCAUUCCUCAAAGCGUGUUUGGAUGUGACACGCAUGCCCCCACGUUGCUGCGACACUAUUCAACUUCACCAUGUGCGACCCUUUCUCACGGAUGAGGAACUAAACACCUACCGGGAGAAGUACGACGAGUGGAGCACCCCGAAACCGUUCUACUGCCCAGUCCCGACGUGCUCUGCGUUCAUUUCCAACAGGAUUCUCAAGAACAACAGCAGUGCGAAAGGAAAGCAGAGAGUCGACUCUGUCGUUGGAACACCGACUUCACCGCACAUUGCUUGUCCCAAGUGUAGCACUUCGAUAUGCACCAACUGUCGACAACUUGAGCACCUGGGUUUGCCCUGCGAAGAUCUCCCGUUCGGAGUCGACAAAGAGACUGCCGCGCUGCUCGAGGGCUGGGGUUACAAGAAGUGUCCUAAGUGCGCUCAAGGCGUGAGGCGCAUGUAUGGUUGCAACCACAUGCAGUGCAUGUGUGGCGCUCACUGGUGCUGGGCUUGCCAGAGAUCAAAGGAAGAGUGCGACGGCGAAUGCUACGAAUCCGAUGAGUAUUCCGAGAGCGAAUUCGACGAAGAAGAUGACAGCAACUCUCCCAACGCUGAAGCUUCCACAUCAACGGAGCCUGCUGCUGCUGCUGCUGCCGCUGCCGCCACGACGGAGCAACCAGCCUCAACUGAACUUGCAAAUGCGACUCCGACGGCACGGCGACAAAGAAACCUAGAUUUGCACUCCCGUCACACUUGGGAAGCAGCCGAUAUGGAUUUCGGCGAUGAGCCGAGCAAUGACGCUGCAGACAAGCUAUGGGACUGCGACCAUUACUUCUACAUCCCCGGUAUAUCUCUCACGACACUUUUGACCAAGAAACCGGUCACAAUGGAAUGCACCAAAUGCUGGGCCCCUAUUCACAAUGAGAUUUUCCCGCCAAAUGCAACAAAGUUGCCAUUCAAAAUGACAUCUCAUUUGUCUCCUAAGAAGAGAUGGCGCACACGUUGGGAUAGAGAAAGCCCCCUACCAAGGCGCGCUCUAGAAGGGGUCGAGGGAACCAGUUCCACCGCUCCACUGCCGGCUUUCGCUCGCAGACCGCAAAGCUUGCUAGAGCCCGAAUCCGAGGACGCAGUCGGUUUGCCGCACAGCGACAACGGCGAUCGUGUUAGGGACAUGAACGGAAAUAUUGUCUCUUCCACCGACUGGAUACUUCAACCUCGUCCACAGCGCUCGCUUGACGAUCUCACUUCAGCGGCCAACCAGGUCCCCGUCUCCCAAGCAAGCUCCGCUGGUGGCGCAACUAAACUCAAUCCCACGCCGUUCAGCUUUGCAUACGAGUGCGAGACUUGCAACAUGCUCCUCUGCCGCACUUGCAAGGAGGAGGAGGAAGCCGAGUCCAAAGCCCGCAAGGAGUUGAGGGCCAAGAACGCAAUCGAUGAGACUUGA
Molecule: messenger RNA, 1932 nt
Organism: Aaosphaeria arxii CBS 175.79
Lineage: Eukaryota; Fungi; Ascomycota; Dothideomycetes; Pleosporales
Exons: 2
Coding region: 1-1932 (643 amino acids)
Biological process (GO): ubiquitin-dependent protein catabolic process; positive regulation of proteasomal ubiquitin-dependent protein catabolic process; protein polyubiquitination
Cellular component (GO): cytoplasm; ubiquitin ligase complex
Molecular function (GO): ubiquitin protein ligase activity; ubiquitin conjugating enzyme binding; zinc ion binding
Source: RefSeq, a predicted model, not a curated record